CAUUUGGCGGACUUCUUCUAAACGGUUCGAAUUGGUCGUCUUGCUUAAUGUCCAGAUUUCCAAAAUUCAUUCGAUCUUAAGCCCGGUUACCGGAAUCUUCGUGAUUCUAGUUACCGGAUUACACGUUCACCAUCACCUGAAAAUCCAGAAACACUGCAACCUAGAUCUAGAGGAACCAACGAUGGUGCUGGUGGCCGCCGUACGGGAUUACAUCAACCGGAUGUUGCAGGAUAUCUCCGGCAUGAAAGUUCUCAUUCUCGAUUCUCAAACGGAGUUCUAUGCUGAUUUUAUUGCAAUUAAUGCACUUCAUUUCACUUUAAAUAUGUCCUCAAAUCACCAAUAUAUGCUCCCAGCAGUUGUAGAUCCUUCAAGUUUACAGCACUACUGUGACCGGGUUGUUGAUGUUAUGGCUGCAGUUUUCUUGGCAUUAAAACAAAAACCUCUCAUUAGAUAUUCAGGGACCUCUGAUAUUACAAAAGGGAUUGCACAUGAAACAUAUAAGAAUGGAAAUGUCUCCAUUAUUGCUUAUAGUUGAUAGAAGGGAUGAUCCUGUGACUCCAUUGCUUAAUCAAUGGACCUAUCAGGCAAUGGUUCAUGAAUUGUUAGACAUUCAAGAUUUGACUUGAGAAACAUUGGCAAAGUCCCCAAGAUCAGCAGGAAGUUGUGCUGUCAUCAUUACAAGAUGAUUUCUUCAAAGCUAACGUGCAUGAGAAUUUUGGAGAUAUUGGAAUGAAUAUCAAAACAAUGGUGGAUGACUUUCAGCAAGUUGCAAAAAGCAAUCAAAAUAUUCAAACAAUAGAAGACAUGGCCAAAUUUGUAGAUAACUAUCCUGUGUUCAGAAAAAUGCAAGGCAAUGUUUCAAAACAUGUUACAUUGGCCACAGAAAUGAGCAACAUAGUGGAAGAGAGAAAGCUUAUGUUGGUUUCACAAAGAGAGCAGGAGUUAGCCUGUGAUGAUGGGCAAGCAGCAGCUUUUGAGUUAAUGAAUGCAUGAUAGUCAUAGAUGAACCAAGAGGUUAACCAGUCUAGCUGUGGAGGGAUCUUUACUUUAGCAAUGAACAAAGGUUAGUGAUUCAAAAGCUAUAGACAUCCUCUUUUUUAUAUUAAUGUCUUAGACCACCUGCCAACAUUGUGGAAAUGGCACCAAAUCCUGUUAUUAGAUCUCCCCUUCAUGGGGUUUGCAAUGUAGCAUUCAUUGUAAGCCCAACUUUUACUGUGAUUGCACUAGCAGCAACAUUUUUUGGUGCAGAUCAAAUGUUGUAUGCCCUUCCAUAGAUAAAGGGAAGAAAGAGUACUAGACUUAGCAGAAGACCUGAAGGAAUAAGAGCGAGCAAAGACAUAUAUGUAACAUAAGUACAUUAGAACAUGUUGGUGAGAUCUUGCUAGAGGUGAUUAGCAUUGCAUAUUAUGGAAGGAGCUUACAUCUAACAGAUUUUGAUAACAUUUAAUGAAAAAAAGUAUCCAUAUUGUAUUCACACCAUGUGCAAAAUAUAUCAAAUUAACAUGUUUCUGUCUG
This is a messenger RNA of Rubroshorea leprosula, 1515 nucleotides long. The record is from the annotation of a GenBank genome assembly. Lineage: Eukaryota; Viridiplantae; Streptophyta; Magnoliopsida; Malvales; Dipterocarpaceae.